This is a messenger RNA of Physella acuta, 763 nucleotides long. Its product is annotated as small proline-rich protein 3-like. The record is from RefSeq and is a predicted model, not a curated record. Lineage: Eukaryota; Metazoa; Mollusca; Gastropoda; Physidae.
CAUACAAAUCCCAUCUCAGGGCAGCAUACAAAUCCCAUCUCAGGGCAGCAUACAAAUCCCAUCUCAGGGCAGCAUACAAAUCCCAUCUCAGGGCAGCAUACAAAUCCCAUCUCAGGGCAGCAUACAAAUCCCAUCUCAGGACAGCAUACAAAUCCCAUCUCAGGGCAACAUACAAAUCCCAUCUCAGGGCAACAUACAAAUCCCAUCUCAGGGCAACAUACAAAUCCCAUCUCAGGGCAACAUACAAAUCCCAUCUCAGGGCAACAUACAAAUCCCAUCUCAGGGCAACAUACAAAUCCCAUCUCAGGGCAACAUACAAAUCCCAUCUCAGGGCAACAUACAAAUCCCAUCUCAGGGCAACAUACAAAUCCCAUCUCAGGGCAACAUGCAAAUCCCAUCUCAGGGCAACAUACAAAUCCCAUCUCAGGGCAACAUACAAAUCCCAUCUCAGGGCAACAUACAAAUCCCAUCUCAGGGCAACAUACAAAUCCCAUCUCAGGGCAACAUACAAAUCCCAUCUCAGGGCAACAUACAAAUCCCAUCUCAGGGCAACAUACAAAUCCCAUCUCAGGGCAACAUACAAAUCCCAUCUCAGGGCAACAUACAAAUCCCAUCUCAGGGCAACAUACAAAUCCCAUCUCAGGGCAACAUACAAAUCCCAUCUCAGGGCAACAUACAAAUCCCAUCUCAGGGCAACAUACAAAUCCCAUCUCAGGGCAACAUACAAAUCCCAUCUCAGGGCAACAUUCGGGGGAUAUCUUAA